Camarhynchus parvulus is the source of this 978-nucleotide messenger RNA. RefSeq lists its product as uncharacterized. Gene Ontology annotation, cellular component: membrane. Gene Ontology annotation, molecular function: signaling receptor activity. The record is from RefSeq and is a predicted model, not a curated record. The transcript is spliced from 5 exons. Gene Ontology annotation, biological process: adaptive immune response. NCBI's taxonomy places the organism in Eukaryota, Metazoa, Chordata, Aves, Passeriformes, Thraupidae. The coding region runs from base 19 to 978 and encodes 319 amino acids.
CUAAAAAGACCUUUGAAGAUGCUGUGGAUGUUGUGUCUCCCAAAGGCAUCCCUCUUUCUCCUACUUCUCCCGUGCUUCCCUGCCCAGGACGGUGGAGGAAAUGAACAGUCCACAGACGUUAUCAGUGCUUGGGAAGGAGACUCCAUCAGCAUAACUUGCCCAAUCAAUCAUUCAGAAUAUCAAUUGGGAAUGUACUUAAGAAAUAUCAGACAGAAUGUCAAUGUGAUAUAUUGUCCCAAGGAGAAACCUCCAUUGAUCAAUCCUGCCUUUGCUAAUCGUGUUGAGUGUUCAAAGGAAGGGGAGAACCUCAGGAUAACCCUGCACAGGUUACAGGAGUCUGAUUCUGAAAUCUACGUAUGCACAGAGAUGUUCAAAAUCAAGGAGGUAUAUAGGAAGACAAUCAUAGUACUGGUCAAAGCUAAAUCCAGGAGGCCUCUGGAGCAGUCACCACUGCAUGCCAACCCGGAGCAAGGCCAGUCUGUCAACAUCACCUGUGUGUUGAAAAGUUCACAUGAAGACGAGAAGUUCUCCUUGCUCAGGACUCAUGUGCAGCCUGGCCCAGUUCUGUCUGUGUCAAAUCUCAGCAGGUCAGAGGUUUCUCCUGCCUUUGGGAAUCGCUUGGAGUAUUCAAGGGAAGGAAAUAGAAUUGUGGUGAUUCUACACAAGCUACAGGAAAAGGACAGCGAUAACUACAUCUGUGCCCAGGAGGUGAAAGGUUCCCCUCUGCUCUCUGCAAGUGGCACCAUGGUGCUGGUUAAAGAAGUGGAGCAGGCAUGUGAGAAGAGCUCCUGGGGUUUGUAUGCCUUUCUCAUGGUGGUGGCUGUGCUGUUCUGUGCCCUGGUGUGCUGCACCUUGUACCGUGUGGAUGUGAUGAAAUAUUUCCAGAAGAAAAAGCACAAUGAGGUAUAUGAAGACAUGUCCUACAACUCCAGACGGAGCACCCUGGUCAGAACCAACACCUAUUCCAGAGGUGAAUAA